Bactrocera neohumeralis is the source of this 1468-nucleotide messenger RNA. RefSeq names its product dimethyladenosine transferase 2, mitochondrial (gene mtTFB2). The transcript has 5 exons. Gene Ontology annotation, molecular function: mitochondrial transcription factor activity; rRNA (adenine-N6,N6-)-dimethyltransferase activity. Gene Ontology annotation, cellular component: mitochondrial matrix. Gene Ontology annotation, biological process: transcription initiation at mitochondrial promoter; rRNA methylation. The record is from RefSeq and is a predicted model, not a curated record. Bases 51 to 1406 code for a protein of 451 amino acids. NCBI's taxonomy places the organism in Eukaryota, Metazoa, Arthropoda, Insecta, Diptera, Tephritidae.
UUUGCAUAGAACACAUGCAUUUAUAAUAAAAAUUUUCUAAAAAACCACAAAUGGCUUUUACUGAAAUAAUGUUUCAUAUACGACGUUUUGUACACAAAAAUUCCCGACACGCGAAUUUGUUUCCAGAGAAAUUAUUCAACAAAAGGCACAAAGUUCCGGCACAUUUCUAUGUAGCGGAUGACCAAUUGGUUGAGCAAAUAGACAAUGCCAUCCAGCCUUUUAUGCAACAAACCAAAUGUGAUACCGUUAUUGAAAUGAAUCCCGGCAUUGGUUUAUUUACACGCAAACUACUGAAUCGUGAUGACCGUUUAAAAAAAAUUAUACUUAUAGAAGCGAUGGAGCACUUUCUUCCUGGGCUGCAUGAUUUUCAUGCACUCUACCCGGAACGUGUAAAAGUAAAGCACAAUGAUUUGGUUAGCUUAUGGAAGUUGUCAUUUCAAGACAGAAUGGAUAAUGGCACACGAGUUGCGGAUAUGUUAUCUGAUUUGCCAAAACGUGAACACAAUGAAGAUCCCAGCGCUUUGUUGUUUGGUGCCGUGGGCUGUUACAAUUUUUUCAAACAUCUUGUAAACUCUAUCAUUUUUCAAAAUGGUAUGUUCAGCUGGGGACGUAUGGAAAUGUUUCUUGCAGUACCACCGCCUAUCUACAUACAUUUGACCUGCAAAAAUGAUGUGGGCUAUAUGAUAUAUAGAUCAACAUCCAUGCUUUUUCAAAUGCUCUUUGAAUACCGCUUCAUCGCGCAGUUACCACGAGAACAUUUUCUACCAAAUCAAAUCGAACACAAACCCAUUAAAGGUAGUCGUCUGAGAAAGGUGCAAUCUAUUAACCCCGAGUACUUAUAUUUGGUACGAAUAGUACCACGUCAAAACUUCUUAGAUCUUUGUCCGAUCGAAGACCUGCAACCACUUUGGUACUUUGUCAAGCAGAACUGUGUUAGCCGUCGGAAUCGGAUAAUACCAAAUCUAGAAAAAUGGAUACCAGGUUGUGGACCACGUCUAAUAGUUAACAGCGUGCCUUCAGAAACAUUAAAGCCUCUUUAUCCGGAUGAGGAUGAUGUAGAACUGCCACAAUACUCAACGCGCUGCACCACUAUGAGUAAUCGUGAUUUUUAUCCGAAUAUAAACAUUUACACACAAUUCGGUGAUCUAUCUGCAAGUCAAAUGCUGACAUUAUUCACACAAUUUCGAAAAUGGCCCGAGUAUAGUGAAAGUGCAUUCGUAGCAUCACUUGAAAGCACUUUGUUAAAAUUGGAAGCAGCCGCGGAUGAAAACAUGGGCAUAACGGAAGAGGAUGAUUUGCCAAAUGAGGAGACAGCUUUUGAAGAUGUGAAAGAAACUGAAACUGAAAGCAGCCAAACCAAACCACUUAAGAAAAGUAAGCUUAACGCUGCAGUAUCAAAUUAUUGAAUUUGUUAUAUUGAAAAUUAUGUAUAUAGUUGUAAUUAAAAGUAAAUUAUGUUUAAUUAAAA